GUGAUGGUGUUACAGUUAGUUUAACAAUAUUUUAAUUGAAUUAAAAUGAUAAGGUUAAAGAAGCGCCUCAGCCCAUUUGUUAUACAAUGUUUCGUGACUGCUGGAGUAUCGUUAAACACGGCUGGACUGGGGCUGGUUAUGGGGUUCGUGACCGGGCUGCUUCCACAGCUGCGGCAGUCUGACUCCAUCAUCGCCAUUGAUGACUCUUCAGCUUCUUGGAUAGCAUCCCUACCCGGAUUUUCAAUCGUCGUGGGCAAUUUUAUUAUACCUAACAUUAUGGGCGCGUUUGGAAGGCGUACAGCUAACUUGUGCAGCUUGGCCGUGUCAGCAUCGGGCUGGAUCUGUAUCGUGUUCUCUAAUUCCAUCCUUCUUCUAUAUUUGGCACGCAUCCUCCAAGGUAUCAGCAUGGGAAUGAUCGCAACUCUUGGACCAGUGCUUAUUGGAGAGUACACUAGUCCCAAGAACCGAGGUCUCUUCCUGAUGACCAUAUCUGUGAGCAUAAGCGCCAGUGUCUUUGUGAUUCAAACCUUGUCAUCAUAUUUACCAUGGAAAAUUUGCGCUUUAAUCUGCAUUGGAAUAGUUCUGCUCGCUGUGUUCUUUGUAAUACUAUCUCCUGAAUCACCAACGUUUUUAGCAGACAAAGAAAGAUAUGAAGAGUGCAGAAAAAUAUUCGUUUAUCUCAGAGGUGAUUCGGAGAAUGAAGAAUUGGAAAAGAUGAUAGCGGCGCGAAAGGCAUUACAAAUGGAAAUCAUAGACACAGAUGGAAAGUCGAUUAGAGAAAAGGUUACAUCAAGAUUGUAUUUUUUGAAAAAGACAUUCAAGAAGAAAGAGUUUUACAAACCAAUACUGAUAAUGUUCCAUGUUUACGCAAUGGCGCAUUGGUGUGGCGUAAACAUACUGUCGUCAUUCACCACAGAUCUUUUUGAGAAAGUCCUGGGUUCCCAUUCUGGGAUAAAUAUUUCUUUAAUGGUAGUUACAGUUGGUGCGUUUAGACUCUUAUGGAACGUAGUCGGAAUGGCUUUCAUAAAGACAUUGCGUCGUCGAGUCGUACUAUUUUUAACGAUAGGUUUAAACAUCGUAUCACUUUUGGCGAUAGCAGCGUAUUCUUAUGGGAAAGAGAAAAACUGGCUGCCUUUUGAUGAACCUAUAAUAGGUAUAAUAUUAGUCCACAUUCAUAUGUUCUCAAUAGCAACUGGGGCUAUACCAUUGGCGUUCGUUUUAGCUGGGGAACUGUACCCAAUGGAACACAGGGGGCUUUGUGGAGGAAUCAGUAUGCUGUUCUUUGCUAUGCAUCUCUUCUCUAAUGUGAAGCCUGUGAUAUUUCUCCUAAACUUUUGGGGUAUAUAUGGAACAUAUUGUCUUUAUGCUGGGGUGUUGAUGUAUUGUUUGACAGUGGUGGGAUUACUUCUGCCAGAAACUAAAGAUAGGACACUACAGGAUAUAGAAAAGGAAUUUAGAGGUGUCAAAUCGACUUCGUGUUAAAGUGAUGUGUAAUUUAAAACUGUAUCUUGUUUAAUACUCUAUGUAAUGGCCUAAAAAUAACAUGAGACAAAAUUUUCAAAUGCGUAGAUUUUAUUUAAACUUUAUAUAGGUAAGUACCUAUUUACAAGAUGCUGAAUGUAAAUAGAUGUUGAAUGCAAUGAAUGAACAAAUAAUCCCUUUUAUUUAAAUUUUAUUGCAAUACAAAAUAUGUAGAUUAUUAAUAAUAUAACACUAUUAUACUAGUUAAAUCUUUUUUAUAGUUUGUGUUAGAAAUAUAUUUUUUAUGAUAAAAUAA
Messenger RNA from Plodia interpunctella (Indianmeal moth), 1777 nucleotides. Its product is annotated as facilitated trehalose transporter Tret1-like. Gene Ontology annotation, molecular function: transmembrane transporter activity. Gene Ontology annotation, cellular component: membrane. Lineage: Eukaryota; Metazoa; Arthropoda; Insecta; Lepidoptera; Pyralidae. The transcript has 3 exons. Bases 46 to 1482 code for a protein of 478 amino acids. Gene Ontology annotation, biological process: transmembrane transport. The record is from RefSeq and is a predicted model, not a curated record.